This is a messenger RNA of Seriola dumerili (greater amberjack), 2809 nucleotides long. It is a transcript of the gene mllt1a, whose product is annotated as MLLT1, super elongation complex subunit. Gene Ontology annotation, cellular component: super elongation complex. The transcript has 13 exons. Lineage: Eukaryota; Metazoa; Chordata; Actinopteri; Carangiformes; Carangidae. The record is from RefSeq and is a predicted model, not a curated record. Bases 71 to 1831 code for a protein of 586 amino acids. Gene Ontology annotation, biological process: regulation of DNA-templated transcription.
GCAGAGGCUGGGGAGACGCUCCACAAACGCCGCUGUAAAUAAAUACAACAAUCACUGAGGCCGGAGAAACAUGGAGAACCAGUGCACAGUGCAGGUGAAGCUGGAGUUGGGCCACAGAGCCCAGCUAAGGAAGAAAGUGACAUCAGAAGGUUUCACCCACGACUGGAUGGUGUUUGUCCGAGGGCCAGAGACUGGCGACAUCCAGCACUUUGUAGAGAAGGUUGUCUUCCGCCUGCAUGAGAGCUUCCCCAAACCCAAGAGAGUAUGCAAGGAGCCUCCGUACAAAGUGGAGGAGUCGGGCUACGCAGGCUUCCUCAUGCCUAUUGAGGUUUACUUCAAGAACAAGGAGGAGCCAAAAAAGGUGUGUUUCAACUACGACCUGUUCCUUAACUUGGAGGGCAACCCCCCGGUCAACCACCUGCGCUGUGAGAAGCUCACCUUCAACAACCCCACCAAAGAAUUCAGGAGAAAGCUGAUCAAAGCUGGAGGGGUAUUGGUGGUUCCAGAGGGAGCUGAAGCUGUGUCCAGACCCAGUCCAGAUUACCCGAUGCUCCCCACCAUCCCCCUCUCUGCCUUUUCAGACCCCAAGAAGACCAAGACCUCUCACGUGUCAAAGGAACCCAGCAAAGAAGGAAGCGGUGGCAGCAGCAAAGGACCCAAACCACACAAGCUGACCAAGGAGCAUCGUGAACGGCCCCGAAAAGACUCUGAGAGCAAAACCACAUCGAAAGGAGACAAUGACAGAGAUGGAAGCAGCAAGAGUGGCCGCGAUCCUUCCUCUUCCUCAUCCUCGUCUUCAAAAAAGCCACCAGAGAUCAAAGUGAAAGAUGAAGUAAAGGUCUUACCCAAGGCUGCAUUCAAGGAGCCUAAACUCACCCUGAAGGAGUCAAAGAUGGAGGGCAUGUCCCCUAAAGGGGGGGGGGCUGGGAGUGGAGGGGGUGGUGGGGGAGGGCCUGCAGAGUCCAAAGCUCCAGGGAAACGGCCCUCCACUGUGGAGUCUCCCAAACCCAGCGCAAAGAAGCAGAAGAAGGGCAGCUCUGAGGGGCCAAAGGGGCCGGUGAGUGGCGCCUUCACAGGAGCUUCUCCUCGCGUCUCCUCCUCUUCUGCAGCUAGCCAGCCCUACGCUGAGAAGAAGCCUCCCAAGGAAAAAGGUCGCUGGGCGAAAAGCAAAAACGACACACAGGAGCUGAAGGAGCCUAAGAAACUUCCAGAGUCGGAAGAGUCGAAUUCAGAGGACGAAGCAUCUUCAAAGUCAGAGCAGUCGGCACCUUCCAGUCCUUCCAACUCCAGUUCCAGUUCUGACUCCAGUUCAGACUCAGACUUCGAGCCGGGACAGAAACAAGGGCAAGGCCCCCUACGGUCCAUGGUGGAGGAGAUCCAGUCAGAAGAGUCAGACGAUGACGACAGCAGCUCAGAGGAGGAGACCCCCAUCAAGACCAACCCCCCCAACCGCGACUCUCGACUCAGCCUGGACAGUGAGAGUGACAGCAGUGACGGCUCGCACCGCCCAAGUCGAGACCCUGCGCCGCCCCCACAGAAACACAGCUCCUCCAAUAACAAAGUGUCGGGCAGAAAGAGUCCAGAUUCCUCGUUUCGCUCAGAGAAGGUGUUGAAGAAGGGAUACGACAAGGCCUACACAGAAGAACUGGUGGACCUCCAUCGCAGACUGAUGGCUUUAAGAGAGCGUAAUGUCCUACAGCAGAUUGUCAACCUGAUUGAGGAGACGGGCCACUUCAACGUGACCAACACCACCUUUGACUUUGACCUCUUUUCACUGGACGAGUCCACUGUCCGCAAACUACAGAGCUACCUUGAGGCGACGGCCACGUGACAGGAAGUGGAAAUCACCGUGUGGAUGGCUGCGGCGGCGGAGGGGCCUGCAUCAUGAAGCAAGAUUACCAGGUUAGAUCAGGCUGACCAGUCUCAUAAUGCUGGAUCCCUUUAACCAUGUUACAUCACGAAAUCCAGAGAGAAGCAUCAAUCCGAGGUGACGACUUCAAGUUUGUAUCGUGUGACCAACCGCCUAAAAAGCAAAGAUAUUCGGUUUACAGAGAAGCUGAAUUUUUAUUGCUUGAAAAAUUGCAAACGAUUGUUAGGUUAUUAUUAUUGUUAUGAUUAAUAUAAAACAGUGAAGCAUAACUAUAUUAUAAUUCCCACUUUUGCAUAUUGACUAUUAACUUCAUCAUUUGAUUAUUAUUGUUAUUAUUUUCUACUAUUUAUAUUAAUAUAAUAUAAUUGCCUACUUAUCUUCUGUAUCUUUUUAAAUCUGAAUAUCACCUUUUACACUCAAACAACCUGAUUUCCCCACAGGGAUCAAAAGUUUGAUCUUGCAGUAAUUACACUGCUCUUUGGCUGUUGAUGUGGCAUUUGAUUGGCUUCUUAUUUCACUUCAUUAAUGUAAACAAACUUGUGCGUACUUUGGUAAGCUUAGCUUAGUGAGACUGGUUUCCAGGAUUGCCAGUGUUAGGUUUUGUGAAGCCAGAAAGCUCAAAGAAAGCCAGAGUGAGGUGAGCUUGCUUUGUGAUUCAGGCCCCUGGUGUGUUAGUUCCUGUGGCCCCUUAGGCUUCACACAUAAACACACAGAAACACACACACACACACACACACACACACGCACACACACACCAACCCACUGUGGUACAAAGCUUCAAUGAAAGAUUCCCUCCCUGCCUCCCUCCCCUCCUCUUCAGUUUUCUUCCUGCCAACAGUGUUUUUAUUCUGACGCUUCGAUAGCUUUAAUACUUCGCUCCGUUCUUCUGUUGCCUGCCUGGCUCAGUGACAUGUACACACUCCCUCUGCCCUUACUGUA